AUGAAACUCGCAGUUGCUGUAUUGUCAUCGAUCUUGCUUGCCUGCUCGGUUACUACAGCCAAUCCAGUCAACCCCAGUGCAACUACAGAUGUUGAAUCUAACACUUUUCCGACUCAUAAUCCAAACGGUAUAGGCAUAAGUGGUCUUGAUACACUUCCAAACAUCAUCAAAGAUUUGCUCAAAGAAUACGUAAAGAUAGAUUAUGAUCGUAAUCAGCAAAAAAUACCGCAUCGCUUUACAAAACAUCAAUAUAUAGAUCAACAGAAUCUAGUAAAGCUCUUGGGGAGAAAGAUUAAAGUUUUGGAAUAUAAACUUCGAGAAAACGGUGGCAGUCCAGAAUAUGAUGGUGAAAUUCAGAAGGCUAAGUUUGAUCUUGAAAUUCAAAAAUCCAAACUUGCCGAUCUUGGAAGACGCUAUCAUGAGUGUGAGUCCAGGUAUAAUUAUUUUAAAAUUAGAUUGCAGGCCAUCAAUGAACUGUUAGACAUUGGUAAUGUAUGA
Batrachochytrium dendrobatidis JAM81 is the source of this 498-nucleotide messenger RNA. RefSeq lists its product as uncharacterized. The coding region runs from base 1 to 498 and encodes 165 amino acids. NCBI's taxonomy places the organism in Eukaryota, Fungi, Chytridiomycota, Chytridiomycetes, Rhizophydiales. The transcript has a single exon. The record is from RefSeq and is a predicted model, not a curated record.